CGCCUCUCCGCUCGCCGCAGCCCGGGCUCCUCCUCCGUCCAGCCUCCGGGGCGGGGACUGUUGGCUCGCCCUACCCUCGCAGCCUGAGCCUGCCCUCCGCCAGACGGGUCCCCUCCCGGCGGCACCACGGCUUCCCUUCAACAGCACGGCGACGGGGGCUUCCCCUCAGCAGCCGCCGCUGCCUCGGUCUCCGCAGCCGGCCAAGCUCCGCCGCGUCCGCGGCCCGCGGCCGCCAUGCAGUUUAUGUUGCUUUUUAGUCGUCAGGGAAAGCUGCGGCUGCAGAAAUGGUAUGUCCCACUCUCAGACAAAGAGAAGAAGAAGAUCACAAGAGAACUUGUUCAAACCGUUUUAGCUCGGAAACCUAAGAUGUGCAGCUUCCUGGAGUGGAGAGAUCUGAAGAUUGUUUAUAAAAGAUAUGCCAGUUUAUAUUUUUGCUGUGCUAUUGAGGAUCAGGACAAUGAACUGAUUACCCUGGAAAUAAUCCAUCGUUACGUGGAAUUACUUGACAAGUAUUUUGGCAGUGUGUGUGAACUUGAUAUCAUCUUUAAUUUUGAGAAGGCCUAUUUUAUUUUGGAUGAAUUUCUUUUGGGAGGAGAAGUUCAGGAAACGUCCAAGAAAAAUGUCCUUAAAGCAAUUGAACAGGCUGAUCUCCUGCAGGAGAACACAGAGACUAUGUAUCACAGCAAGAGUUUCAUUGGGUUUAAGAAAGCGUACUAGAAUACGAGCUGGAGUAGACAUGCAUCAAAAUGUAGUAGGCUCCACGCCAUGAAUAUUUUAAUGUCCCUGUGUACUAAAUGACUGCUCAUCGACUAUGCAGAAUUUCAGAGGAAAUAGAGAACUGAUAUACUUAUGAAAGAAAAUGUCCUCAGCUUGGUGACUAAUUCUCCUGUAAAAAGAUAAAAAAAAAAUCUUAGAGCUAGUACCUUUGUGACUGUAUUUUUUUUGUGCACAUUCCUAAUUCCAUUUUCAUUCUGUAUAUGAUAUUGAUAUGUAGUUUAUUUCUGUCUACCACUGUUUCUUCUUGACAAAAUAUGACUGUGAAUAUUUUAAUAUCCUAAACACAUACAAGUUUUCAUUAGGAAACCAUCUGUAAUUAAUCUUACGAGAGUAUAACAGAAAGGCUGGGCAAUCACAAAUUUACCAAAGAAAAUACAGUUAAGAACUCAGGCAAAAUUAGCAGUAUCACAGUAUUUAGUCCACUGUUGAAGAAAACCAAGCUUUAUUUAACACUAAGAUUAUCUUACAGUUUGUAUGAGCUAAUAUGUUUAACUAUCAUAGAAAAGUGUAUGUUGAAGCAAUAAAAGAAAGAAAAGAUCAGUUACAAUUAUAUAAGGCGUAAGGUUAAAACAUUGAAUUUUCAAGAAAUUUUGUAGUGUCAAUAUAUGUUGAACCACAUUUAUGCAGUGUCAAACAGGCCCUUUAAGAACUACCGGAAAGCUAUGUCAAAAGUCUCCUGAAAUGUCUGUUGCUCAGUAACAACUCUUUUAAAGCAGUAAUACUGAGCCUACUUAUAUGAUACAAAAAUUCUUAUAUUCAUUUUCAAUAUCCAAAUAUUUUUAUUUUAUUAGUUAAUGGCUUCCUAAUUAAUAUAUUAAGCCUUCUAAACACUCAGUGCUGUGUUAACUAUGGUUGUAUAUUUUUGAAAUACUAAAAAAUUUUAAUAACACUUAGCAUAUUUUAUUAUAAAAACUACCAGAUAACUCACUGUUCAGAGUUUAAAGCCUAAGUAAAUUAUCAUUAAGCAAUAACUUCAGAGGCAUGGUAGUGUAUACCUGUCAUCUUAGUAACAUUUGGGAGAUUGAGGCAAGAGGAAGAUGAAUUACUAUGCUACCUAGAGGGUCCUUGUCUCAAAAGACAAAAAUUAAAUAUGCCAAAAAACUACCCAAACCAGUUUCCCACUAAAAGAUCUGUGAAAACAUUAUAAGAAAUGUAGUUAUUAGGCAGCUGUAUAGAUGAACUAUCUCCAUUACCAUCUGAAGCAUCACAAAACAUUGGUCUUUCAUUUCCAUUUUUUCCCAUCCUCCCACCCUACAUGUUGUUCAUCUGAUUUUAAUGUUGCAUAAAUAUGCAUUGUCUCAUGCCUGUUUGUUUUGGAUGCUGUGUGCUGAGCUGUAACAAAAUGUUGCGCUUUUGGGGGUGGGGUAUCUGUAUACAGCUGCUUGCUUCAAAUUAGCAGAUUCUGAAAUAGCUUUACCUGCAUGUCUAAAAUAAAGUAUUGCAUGUACUUUGUCUGA
Myodes glareolus (Bank vole) is the source of this 2234-nucleotide messenger RNA. The record is from RefSeq and is a predicted model, not a curated record. NCBI's taxonomy places the organism in Eukaryota, Metazoa, Chordata, Mammalia, Rodentia, Cricetidae.